Molecule: messenger RNA, 498 nt
Organism: Trichoderma aggressivum f. europaeum
Lineage: Eukaryota; Fungi; Ascomycota; Sordariomycetes; Hypocreales; Hypocreaceae
Exons: 1
Coding region: 1-498 (165 amino acids)
Source: RefSeq, a predicted model, not a curated record
AUGUUCACCAUGGACAUGGACUUUGAGAGCUAUCACAACUACGCCUUUACUUUGCAAAAGUAUCUGCAUCUGCAGCAGCAGCACGAGCAGCUCUGCAACAACCUCGAGCAGAUCCGCCCGCGAACGGCCUCGACCGGCACCCUGUCCACCAUCUCGUCGCCCAGCACGUCGCCCGUCCGCUCCUCCAUCCUCACCUCACAACGGCGCCACUCGCGAUCCGGAGGCCCGCGCCGGGGGUCCAGACAGCCGCGCCAGAACGGCUGGGAGGACCAGCUCGACACCAUCGUCGACGAAGAGACCAUCUACCAGAUUUCCGCCGAGGAGCAGCGGCUCUUUGACGUCAACGAGAGCAUCAAGCGGGCCUUGACGGAGCUGCUCAACUGCGAUGCCGUCCGCAACGACAUGACGACGCGCAUGUGGGCUCAGGCCCGGCUGAUGGAGACGGAGAAGGAACUGCGGUCGGGGCGGCGGAGGCGAAGCUCCCCAAGCCGGGAGUGA